CACCGCUCAGUACCUCUCACACCGCCGUGAGUUUUGAACGCGCCAUGAUCGUUCACCGUUACGAAAAACCGUCGUGAGUGUUGCUAACGAAUUUUCUUGUGAAUUUAUGAUGGAUCUCUUCAACCUAUUUGCUGUCGCUAUUCUACUACAAGUUAUCCCGGCCUUAGUUGGAGCAUCGUGCAGAUAUCCGGGGUCGCCUGCGCAUUCGCGCGUUACUUUCUCCGACGAUGAACUCCAAGAAGGCACUAUAGCAUCUUACUCGUGCGAGCAAGGCUUCGAACUUCUUGGCCCUUCCAGAAGAAUUUGUGAUGCCGGUCGCUGGAGUCCUGACGGCGUUCCAUUUUGUGUUAUCAACGUCGCUGCCGGAAAAGCGCCUAUGCAAAUCUCUACAGAUGAGGGCGCUGUACCUCAAAAGGCCCUGGAUGGCAGCACGUCGUCCGCCUUCAGCGCGGAAACCUGCACCCUCUCUAAAAUAGAAAGAGCCCCAUGGUGGUACGUCAACCUUCUGGAACCCUACAUGGUACAACUUGUCAGACUCGACUUCGGGAAGCCUUGUUGUGGAAUGAACACUCCAGCAACGAUAGAAGUGCGAGUUGGCAAUAAUAGACCCGAUCUUGGAACAAACCCAAUCUGCAACAGGUUUAUCGGUUUCCUGGAACAGGGACAGCCGCUAUUUCUACCCUGCAACCCCCCAAUGCCGGGCGCUUUUGUCAGUGUUCAUUUGGAAGCCGCAAUCCCAAGUCAGCUGUCCAUCUGUGAAGCGUUCGUGUACACGGAUCAGGCGUUGCCAAUAGAAAGAUGCCCCCAAUUUCGGGAUCAACCACCCGGCAGCACUGCGACUUACAAUGGCAAAUGUUACAUUUUCUAUGAUCGGCAACCAGCCAGCUUUCAAGAAGCUCUCGCAGUUUGCCAGUCAAGAGGAGGCUCGUUGGUAGUCGAAAGUAAUCCAGCCCUACAAGGUUUCAUAAGCUGGGAGCUUUGGAGACGUCAUAGGAGCGAUAGUAGCAGUCGAUACUGGAUUGGGGCCGUCCGUGACCGAGAAGACCCAAAAGACUGGAGGUGGGUCAACAGUGGCACACUCAUCAAGCUGACGUUCUGGAAGAACCUUGUAUGGCGCGAAAACUGCGCAAUGUUCGACGGCAGCAAAGAGUGGCUCUGGGCCGACGUCAACUGCGACUCCAGAUUGAACUAUAUUUGUCAACACCAACCUAAAGCAUGUGGUAGGCCAGAACAACCACCUAACUCGACUAUGUCUACGGAACACUUCCCAGUGGGGGCGACUGUGGAGUACUCUUGUGAUGAAGGGCACCUGCUGGUCGGACCCACUGUAAGGACAUGCUUGGAUACGGGAUUCUACGAUGAAUACCCGCCUCUUUGUAAACGAAUAGAAUGCGGACGCCCCGCGGAGAUAGAGCACGGCAGUUACAAGCUGAUGAACGUGUCAGUGUCGUACCUGUCGCAUGUACAAUAUGAAUGCGAGCCCGGCUACGAGAUGGUGGGUCGAUCGCGCCUGGUGUGCGAUAUUGACGAGCGGUGGAACGGUCCGCCACCGCGCUGUGAUGUCGUACAAUGCGAGCAGCCGCCGAUUAUCCCGAACGGACGCGUGACAGUCUCAAAUAACGCAUCGGUGUUCGGUGCAAUAGCGGAGUACACUUGCUCUAAAGGCUUUCAAUUGCGCGGCGCACGCAAGAUCAAAUGCCUCGAUUCUGGCUUGUGGGACAAAGCCGUGCCACAUUGCGACCCUGAGGAGCGCAGAUCGAAAACAACCACAACAACGACGACCACUACUACAAGCACUACAAAACGUCCGUCAACCAAUCCUGUUUUAACAUCACACGCUCCUACAACUCCGCGUUUUGUCCUUCCCACCAAGCCAAGAACACAGAGGCCAAUCUCAUCUACCGUCUCUUCCGAAGCUCCAGACCUACCUUCGACUCGAAAACCCCGACCAAGAAUCACAACAACGGAGCGCCCCACUAAUAAGAGCUCUGAAAUACCGCAUACGAGAAAAAUCACAGUGUCAGAUUCUCAAGGCUCACCCACUAGUCAUGUUCCGCAUAUCAUUGUGGCGAGUCAUUCGAGAGAAAACCAGAUCUUAGACAUUGGUAAUAAUAUCAGUGCAAAGCAGACGCCCCGCAAAAAUGUACCGCCAGUCGAUGGUGAACGACGGGAGACGAGUGGGUUACGGCACAACAUCGCUGCUGUAGUCGCCAUUACGGCCGUGGCGGCUAUUGUUGUUCUGAUUCCAAUAAUUACCACCAUCAUCUACAUAGUCAGAAGCAGGAAACACAAGAAAGAUGAAAACGAAAAGAGAGAUCACAGGCGCUUCCUCACCCCCGAUAUCACCAUCGCCUCACUCGACUCCUCGUCGUCCGAGUCCCCCAGCGGGCUUAAUAGAUACUACCGGCAAGCGUGGGAAAAUCUGCACGAGGCGGCGGGCUCCGGCCACGGGCAGAGACGACACGGGCGGGAAGCUCCUAAAGACGGCUCCGAGUUGGUGGUGGCCGACGUCUACCCCGCGGCCCACACGAAGGAAAAGCGCAGGCACCACCACCAUCACCACCACCGCGAGCCGAGGCAUCCCGACUGGCAACCCCACCUACCUACCCUAAUAUACUAGCAAUAGGUACAAUAUUUAACUUUAAUUACAAUCCAAAUGUUUAUUUACUAGGUAUAUUGCAUCGUUAUGUGUUAAGAGUGCUCCUUUCGGUAGCACGUGGUCGUGCGUAAGUGUUUCGCUAUUUCGAUCUUCAUUAACACGCGAGACACACUUAAGAACGAGAUGCUUAACGUUUUUAGUUUCAAAAGUGUAACGUUGAUUUAUAAAUGAGGUUAGCUCUAAAUUUUCUUAAUUUGAUUUAAUUUAAAUUUAAAAUAGAGAUGUUUUAAGGGUCAUCAUUUUUAAAAUUAAUAAGUAGGUAUAAUUCCUACUAUAUUUUCUGUCGGGCUUAGAUGAUGGAGAGAUAAAUCUUAUAUGGCUUAAGUUUUAGAUCUAGACAAACAACUAUUUAUUAAAAUUGAAUAUAAUCAAUCUAAUACCUGUGUUUAGAGGAGCGAGUAAGAAAUGGCACUUUAAAACCAGAAAAAGAGUAUUUGCAAACAUUUAUUACCUAAUGUAGGUAAUCUGUCUUAAGAAUAAUUUAAUAUAACUUACUUUUAAAAUAACAUCCUUUCUACGUUCAUAUUAUAGGAUCUAGUUGUCUAGUCUAGAUUGUUGUUUAAAGCUCUGUAGAUAAGUAUGUUAUAGUAGCGUUCUCAUGUUUGCCAGACCAAUUAAUUCCCUUGGUUAGAACUCGCGCUCGAUCCGCUUGUAUGCGAGGUGUCGACUAGCUGUGAAACUUGCAGAAGUCUGCUCUAGCAAGUUCGUACUGUGCAAACACCCGCACCAAGUCAAUGUCUUCAAGUUUUCAGCACAUCAACUUCUACUAAAUUUAGUAGGCAUAGGCUUAACUUACUAGAACUUACAGAAAUUUACUACCUGCAGGUAUUACAUAAAUAUUGCAAUUAAUUUGCCAGAGAUGAGGCUCUGUAAAUUUUAUAGCUAGUGGACACUUCGUUUUAUAUUCUUAUCAAUUUCUUUUUCAGUGUGCUUAGUACGAGUUGGCACAUCUCGACAACGACGUUGAUAGAAUUCGAACAUUGAAACCCUAUAAAGUCAAAGUAAAAUAGACCUAAACUGGAUCGGUUUAAAGUCGUUUAUUUAGUACUACUAAUUUUAGGGUGUUUAAGUCCUUUUUAUUCUGACGUCAUAGUGUUGCGAUGAGAAUGCUAACAACGUUUUCGAAAUAUGCAAACUCACUACUCUGCUAGUCGCUGCUUUCAUAUUUUUCCUAACCAUAAAAAAAUGCUCAUAGACACAGUAAAUGUUAAUCAUUAAUAAAUAACUACUGCUGUCCGCUUGGCAAAGCAUAUUUUUAUGUUAGGUUUAUCCUUUUUACCUACUUUUUUCAUAACCAUUCUCGAUAGAAUCACUAUGAUUUAUAGUUCGUGACAGGCUGGCAUGGCAAUCGUGGCGGGGACGCCCCCCACACCCGCACAGCUUCCGCACUAGCCCGGUGCGGAAUAGCGCGGGUGUGCGGGGCGCCCCGCCACCUCAUUCCCUGAUUGCCAGGUCGAUCUGUCGCGAACUAUACCUACAACUUUCUAAGGAUUGAGUAAGUAGUUCUAAAGAAUGAGGUACAGAUUGGUCCAACAUUCUCGUCAAACGUACAUAGGAACACUUGGCGUUCAAUUGCUAUUAACUCCGCUGGUCGGGUUGCCAAUAAUUUAGUGAUAAAAGUUUGGCCGGCACUUGCCAAACUAUAGGAUAAAAUUGUGUACCGAAACCUGAACUCAAUAAACAAGUGCACCUGUGUGAGAGAGACUGGCUCUGUAUGAGGAAUGAGAGAUCGUAGGAGUACAGUUUGUCACAUUUGAAUUUCGAAAUUUUUUUCCAGCCUAGGAGGCAAAGUGAACUUUUCCACGCAGAUUUUGAACGACAAAGGAAGCCUUUCCAAGCGAGUGAGAUGAAAAGUAGGGAUCUUAUCGAUUGGUCUGCUUAAAAUUGGCUUUGAGCCUAAUAAAUAAAUGAAACUAUAAUACUAUAAAAUACAUUUUUGGUGCUUAGGUACCCAAGUUUAGUAAAUUAUUAGUUUUGCAAGUAAUGUAAUACCAAAAGUUAAUUUGCGUUGUUAAUACAUCCCGCAUCUCGUUCCUGAAUAUGCCCCGCCCGUAAAUCGUGAUUGAAACAGCAUGUACAGUAUGAACACGUGCUACCAAACAGAGCACUCUUAACCAGUUACCCUAAAUUUAAAAUAGGUAGUCCUAGGAAUAUUAAAUUUAAGCGAAAUUAAAAUCGAUAUAAUUUUACGGUAGGCGAAUCAAUUACCUGCUUAUUUAAUCUAAGUUACAAUAAACUCCUAACGCUGUUUCAUGUUUGCUUUUACUAUGAUUACCUUGAUCUUUUCUUAUAUCUAUGAAGAAUUAAAGUUAAAAUUUACAACAGGUGUAUUUUUAGUGCCUUCUUUAUAAUUUUAUUUGUAAAGGUCUAGUACAUAUUGGCUCAUAACACACUCGGCGAACAUGUACCUACCUACAGGGCCAUUUGGCUUAGUUUUGUGGUUUGUCAAGGGAUCUGGCGCAAUUCGCAAAUAUCAUUUACCUACUUGUUGGCCGGCACUUGCCAAACGCUUGAUGCCAAUGUGUCCUGGAGCCAUAAGUUUAAAUUUUUGGAUAGAUUAAUCAUAGAGACCUAUUUGGUAGAAACAAGGAUGCAAUGUAAAUAUAUUUUAAGAUUAGAUUGAAGUUAAUCAUUGGCAAAUGCUAUAGCUUUCGUAAGUAUAUAAAUUGUUACUAUUUAAAUAAUGAUGCUUAAAUUAAGUAGGUACUUAUAUGUUGAUGCUAUCUGUUUCAGCCGAUUAAAGGAAGAUCCUAGGGUUGCCAGAUCUCUUAAUUACUUUCUGAGAAACAGAAUGUGUGGGAUAGAUACACCUAGUGUUAUUGUGUACCUACUGCCGUGCCGACGACGGUUAAUUUAUAGGCAGCCGUAUCAGCUGCUAAAGAUGCCUACGUAAAAACAUUACUCACUUUUACUGUCACCAAACGCCUUAAAACUCGCCAAAAUAACAUAUUUAAUCUUACUUUUAGUGGGAGUCGUAAUUUUUAAUUUAUGAUACCUACUCAGGAAAUAUAAGUAUUAAGUACAUAAAUAAAAAUCUUUAAGUUAUGGGAGUAAUGUUUUUGCUUAGGUACCGUUAGCAGAUGGUACUUUUAAAUUAGCCCUCGGCACAAGCGUACGUUAAAAGCUCACAAACAAUGGAUACCUGUCGUGGUGUGGCGUGACGCGCCGGUUUCAUACUUAGGUAUAUUUAGUUUGGUUACAGAUAGAAACACAAGGUGUCACGACACGCCACGCAACUAUAAUGUGUCUCUAAUUAAACUAAAUGUAUGAAAUCGAUAUCUUUUGGUGCAAUCCGACACGUAAAUGUUUUUCCGCUUUAACAUUACUCUAUCCCACACAUUUUGUGUCUUGGAAAAUAAGUAAGGCUCAAUUUACACUGGAAGAGAAUGGAAGCGAAUUUCUAAAAUACUAUAAAGCAUAUUGGCUUUUAUCUCCACCACGUCAAACACAAAUUUCUCGCCCAAAUGUAAAAUUCGCCGGAAUGCGCGGGAAUUCCCGCGACUUCGCGGGAAUUUUCUUUCUCAGUAGAAAUUGAUGCUUUAUAGUGUGGAGAUAGAAGUCAAUAUGCUAUGUAAUAUUU
This is a messenger RNA of Maniola jurtina (meadow brown), 6239 nucleotides long. RefSeq lists its product as uncharacterized. The record is from RefSeq and is a predicted model, not a curated record. Lineage: Eukaryota; Metazoa; Arthropoda; Insecta; Lepidoptera; Nymphalidae. The coding region runs from base 107 to 2620 and encodes 837 amino acids. The transcript is spliced from 11 exons.